This is a messenger RNA of Dioscorea cayenensis subsp. rotundata (Guinea yam), 1761 nucleotides long. Its product is annotated as NAC domain-containing protein 37-like. Gene Ontology annotation, molecular function: DNA binding. The record is from RefSeq and is a predicted model, not a curated record. NCBI's taxonomy places the organism in Eukaryota, Viridiplantae, Streptophyta, Magnoliopsida, Dioscoreales, Dioscoreaceae. Gene Ontology annotation, biological process: regulation of DNA-templated transcription.
AACAUUCCUUUUUAGCUUUGUCAUUGGCAGGCCUGAUACAAGGAACUGUCUCUUUUCCAUUCCUUUUAUGUUCUCCCUCACCUUUUAUUCCAUUUGAAUCAGAAGCGCAUGCUCAUGAGAAGCUCCAAUCCUUUCACUUUUCUUUUUCCUUUCUGUUCCUAUUCUGCGUUCAGUGGGACUUUACCUGUCUUUGAUUUUUCAGUGAAAGUAUAUAUAUGAUAAUAUUAUUCAAAUAAAGCUCUCAUUAAUGUACAGCUAGCUCUCCAUUCAAUGUUAAAUAUACAUAGUAUACAUAGUUAAAGAUGUUAUAUAUGUGAUGAUUUCUGAAACUAAUGAACAAAGACUAAUAACAAACCAAAAAGGUAACCUUUUUAUCCUUGUCUUAUAUUUUACACUGUAAUGGCUAGUUAUCAUUCUUGGCUGACAAAUAGAGCACAUGCUCUUGGAGAAUCAUUUGCACCAUUCACCCUUAUGGAGACAACAUGAUUAGUAGGACUGCCCCAUGUUUCUUCUGGUGAUCAUCAUGGACUCUAUGGAAUCUUGUGUUCCUCCUGGUUUUAGAUUCCAUCCUACCGAUGAAGAGCUUGUUGGUUACUACCUCAAGAAGAAGAUUGCUUCUCAGAAGAUCGACCUCGAUGUCAUUAGAGACAUCGAUCUCUAUCGAAUCGAGCCCUGGGAUCUUCAAGAGUGUUGUAGGAUAGGGUAUGAGGAGCAAAGUGAAUGGUACUUCUUUAGUCAUAAGGAUAAGAAGUAUCCUACCGGAACAAGAACAAACAGAGCUACGAUGGCCGGGUUUUGGAAGGCAACUGGGAGAGACAAGGCAGUUCAUGACAAGAACAAGCUUAUUGGAAUGAGGAAAACCCUUGUGUUCUACAAAGGAAGAGCACCUAAUGGACAGAAGACUGAUUGGAUCAUGCAUGAAUAUAGACUCGAGUCUGAUGAGAAUGCACCUCCUCAAGAAGAAGGAUGGGUGGUAUGCCGAGCUUUCAAGAAGAGAAGCACCAUCCAAACAAGAAGCAUUGCCGAUGUUUGGGAAUCUGGUUAUGCACCAGUGAACUCAUAUCUUCAGAGGCAACCAAUUAGGAGUGCACUUUGCAAGCAAGAGAGUGCUGAUCAGAUUGAAAACUUAAACCUCUUGAACUCUAACCAGUUUGUUCAACUCCCACAGCUUGAGAGCCCAUCCAUGCCUUUAGUGAAGAAUUCAAGCGUGGUUCCAAUUAUGAGUGGGAGAAAUGAAGAUGGUGGUGAGAAGGUGACUGACUGGAGAGCUCUUGACAAGUUUGUUGCAUCACAGUUGAGCCAUGAAGAGAGAUAUGAUGUUGAACAGUGUUCAGAGCUUGGUCAUGAUGUGGAUAAGAACUCAGAGAUGGCAUUGUUGUUACUUGGAAGUGGUGAUGAGGAAGGGAACAAAUUGAAUGGACUUUUGAGUUCUAGUUUGGACUGUGAUUUUGGAAUAUGUGUUUUUGAUAAGUGAUCAUCAUCAGGUUAUGUAUAUCAUUUUAUUGUGGAGGAGGUGCAUGCAGGCAAGAGGAGGGUUGUGGUAUCUGGACUUUGAUCAAGCUGAAAACUCAUGACUUUAUUAUCUCUAUUCAUGUUUGGGAUUGGUUGUAGCUCUUUAUUAUUAUUUUUUUUUUACAUUUGGAGAGAAGAUAAACAUAUUGAGUAUUUUGUCUAUCUCUAUACAUAUCUCUUCUUCUCUUGUGUUUGAGAAGACUAUUUGUUUAAUAUUGUGAAUAAGAAGUUUCAUGGUUUUGCUUUUAA